Messenger RNA from Pneumocystis jirovecii RU7, 1668 nucleotides. RefSeq lists its product as uncharacterized. NCBI's taxonomy places the organism in Eukaryota, Fungi, Ascomycota, Pneumocystomycetes, Pneumocystales, Pneumocystaceae. The coding region runs from base 1 to 1668 and encodes 555 amino acids. Gene Ontology annotation, molecular function: protein binding. Gene Ontology annotation, cellular component: small-subunit processome; Pwp2p-containing subcomplex of 90S preribosome. The record is from RefSeq and is a predicted model, not a curated record. The transcript is spliced from 5 exons. Gene Ontology annotation, biological process: rRNA processing.
AUGGGUAGGAAGUCAAAGAAUAUUAAAGUUGUUCAUAAGAAUCACCAAUGUGAAAAAGAUUCGGAAAUUAUAUCGUCAGAUUUACGUUCAAACAUAAAUGAAAAGGAUGAAGAGGAAAAAAUAUUAGAAGCAAAAGUUUUUGGUGAUAUAAAUCCAUUUAAUGAUGAAUUAAAGAAUGCUUUGACAGAAACUUAUGAUUUUCAUGAUUCUAUAUGUCUCAAUAGUGAAGCUGUUGAUUUUUCUUUACUUCAAGAUCAUGAGCUUUUUUAUGUUGAUACUUCUGUUGACCAGAAGAAAUGUGAUUAUUCUUUAAGCAAAUCAUUUGCGUUAAAUGUUGUUGACAAAGGAUUUGCAUGGGAAGAUAGUGAUGAUGAGAGAUUGGUUAUUUCUUUGACAUCUAUGGGAAGAUUACGGAAAUUACGAAGAUCUGAGACAGAUGAUACGAUUAAUGGUAAAGAGUAUUGUAUGCGUUUGAGAGAGCAGUUGUUUGAAAGGGUAAAUCCUGUUCCCGAUUGGGCAGUUUCAAAGUUUUUGAAUGAUCAAGAUUUAAAACAAGAUGAAGAUAGUAAUUAUGGAAUUUCUGAAGACUCUGGAUUCGUUGAUGAUGUUUCCAUAUUUGAUAAAUCUUUAAAGUCAUUGUUGAUGUCUUCAGAAGGUUAUGUUAGAAAAACAACGUCGUCAACAUUGCCUCCUACAACUAUCAAUAUAAAAAGAUUAAGAGAUGCAAAUUUUUGUUCACCUUCAGAAUCUGCAAUUUUAUCAUUAUCUUUUCAUUCAUUUUAUCCUUUAUUAUUAUCAGGUGGCUAUGAUCGUAUUUUAAGGAUAUUUCAUAUUGAUGGAGAUGUUAAUCCUCUUGUUUCAUCUCUUUAUCUUCGUUCAUCUUCUAUAGAAACUGCAGUUUUUCAUCCAAAUGAUAAUAAAAUAAUGGUAGGCGGUCGAAGAAAGUAUUUUUAUAUUUGGGAUCUUGAAAGUGGAGAUAUUAGAAAGGUUAGUAGAACCUAUGGGCAUGAUGAUACUUUUGUUACUAUGGAAAAAUUUUCUCUUAGUCCUUGCGGAAGGUUUAUUGGCAUUAUUGGAAAUAAAGGGUGGUUUAAUGUCUUGUCUUCUAGAACUGGACAAUGGAUUACUGGGUUUAAGAUAGAAGGCGAUAUUAGUAGUAUUUCUUGGUUUAAAUCUGGUAAAGAAAUAUGUAUUGCUAAUAGGAAUGGUGAAAUAUGGGAGUGGGAUAUUAUGUCACAGAAAGUUUUGUCAAGAUGGAAUGAUAAUAAUAAUGUUUGUACUACUAAAAUAUCUUUGGGUGGUUUUGAUGAUAGGUGGUUUGCAGUUGGAAGUAAUACAGGUGUUGUUAAUGUUUAUGAUAGAAGGGGUCUUUUUGGUGAAUCAAGUAAACCAUAUCUUUAUAAAACAUUAGAUCAUUUAACAACAUCUAUAAAUACGUUAGAGUUUUCACCUGAUGGACAAAUACUUGCUAUGGCAAGUAGAGAGAAAUCUGAUUUUCUAAGAUUAAUACACUUUCCGACUGGAUCUGCUUAUAGGAACUGGCCAACUGCUUCUACACCUCUUGGACGUAUUAGUGCAGUUAAGUUUUCGCCUCCGGGAAGCGAAAUAACGAUUGGUAAUGAAACUGGGAAGAUAGGGUUAUGGCGUUUUGCAUACUACUAUUCAUAG